This is a messenger RNA of Prorocentrum cordatum, 276 nucleotides long. Lineage: Eukaryota; Dinophyceae; Prorocentrales; Prorocentraceae. The record is from the annotation of a GenBank genome assembly.
UCCAUAUUGGCGGGGGAGGGCAUCAACGUUAAGUUCGCGAACCUCGACGCGUCGGCGUACGAUCUCACGGCGGAGGAUCGUCUGCAGGCCGAGCUGCAGAAGACCGUCAAGGCUAUGUUUGGCUCUGCCACGGAGAAGUUCCAGCAGCUGGAAAAGAGGCGUGCGGUGGCACUGCUGCCCCUGCCGAUGGUGUUCUCGACGCUCCUGGUCCUGCCGGCCUUCCUGCUGGUAGUGGUGACGAUGUUGAUGGUGAUGCUCGUCUCGACGGACCAGAAG